AUGGUUGAUCGAAUUAGUGAAAUGUCUGAUUUAACUCUUUCACUUGACGGAUGGACGGAUGUAUCUAAUAACUCUAUAUAUGCUUUUCUUUUACAUAAAUUUGAAAAUAUUAAUGAAAUUAUUAAUAUAAAAGAAUUUUCUAGUAUUCGGCAUACAUCAAGUAAUUUACUUGUUGCAAUAAUAAACUUAUUGCAAAAUGUCUCUAUAGAUUUUAGUAAGAUUAUCACUAUAGUUACUGAUAAUCCUUCGCAAUAUCAAAAUAUGAUUAAAAAAAAUUUAGUAUUAGUAAAUUUUUUUACUAGUUCACAUUUUUGGAAUGUGAAGUUAAGAAAAUGGGCUUUAGAAAAUAAUAUUAAAACUGGAUUACAAACUUUUUGUAAAACCCGAUGGUAUUUACUUUCAAAAGUUUGUCUUUCAGUUCAAACCUAUAAAAAUGGGUUUCAAACUUGCCUUGAAUAUAAUAAUAAUUUUCCUAAUGAAUGCCCUUCUCUCUUAACUAAAAUCAAAAAAAUAAUUACAAGUGAUAUAUUUGCAGAGUUGUUAUUUAUUUAUAAAAAGUUAAAAUUAAGUGAAUUUGAAGAUUUUGAUUAUGGAUUAAUUGAUCAUGCAAAAAAUAUAGUCAAUUUUCGAGCAAAAGAAUUUGAUGAACCUAUAUAUUACUUGGCAUUUUUUUUAAAUCCAAAAUUUCCUACACAAAUUUCACAAAAUUUAUUAAAUUAUUAUAAUAAUGAACCACCUUUUAAUUUAACAACUUUAGAACCACGAGCAUAUUGGAAGCAUAUUUCUUAUCAGGCUGCUACUUCAAUCUUAAAAAUGAUUUCACAAAUAAAUCUUGCUUUAUCUAUAGAAGUUCCUAAAAAAAAUCCAACUAAAAAAUUGGUUGAAAAAGAUAAAGAUAUUGAUGAUUUAGAUAAUUAUUAUAAAGAAUUAUUUUCUUCAGAUUUUACUGAAGAAGAUAAUGAAUUAGAAUUUAGCCACAUUCAAGAAAUUUCUUUAGAAUCAAUUCAAAAUAAUUCAGAAUCAUUUAUAGAAGAGUUUAUUAAUUUUGAUAUUAUUGAAGAAUUAAUUACAAUAUCAGAUAAA
Messenger RNA from Cetraspora pellucida, 1083 nucleotides. The record is from the annotation of a GenBank genome assembly. Lineage: Eukaryota; Fungi; Glomeromycota; Glomeromycetes; Diversisporales; Gigasporaceae.